UUUUGCUUUCUUAUUUUCUUUCUCCAAAACCCUAACUUCCCCAAAUUCGCCAUUCCUCAUGGGCAAGCAAAGCAAAAAGAGUAAGAACAAGAGAGUGACACUGAAACAUAAAACUAAAGUACUUAAGAAAAUUAAAUUGCACCAUAUAAAGAAAGCCAAAGAGGCUAGGAAGGUUGUUGUGAACAAAAAACCCAAACUUGACAAAGAUGCGCCUAUCGAUAAUGACCAGCCGUUGAGUGAAGAGGAGCUCAAGGCUCUCGAGGCUAAACGCGCCAAGGCCCGUGAAACGUUUGAGCAGAAAAAGGCUGCCACGAAAGAAAUGGUUAGAAAGAGGAAAUUGGGGGAAUUGGAUGAUGAUGACGACAAUGAUGAUAUCACGAAUCUGUCUGAGCAAGUUUUUGCUAAACAGAAGGCUUUUGGAGAGGAUAAUGUUGAUGGUGAUGAUUUUACAGUGAUGAGUAAGACACGGGACAAUUCAGAGAGGUCUUUUUACAAGGAGUUGGCGAAAGUUAUUGAAACAUCUGAUGUUAUCUUGGAAGUGCUUGAUGCUCGGGAUCCAAUUGGUACCCGUUGUGGUGAUAUGGAGAAGAUGGUUAUGAGAGCUGGUCCAGAAAAGCAUCUUGUUUUGCUCUUAAAUAAAAUUGAUUUGGUUCCUCGUGAAGCUGCUGAAAAGUGGCUCAAAUAUCUUAGAGAGGAGUUGCCAGCGGUUGCUUUUAAGUGUAGUACUCAAGAGCAGAGGUCUAAUCUAGGGUGGAAGUCCUCCAAGACUGCAAAGAAGACGAGCAAUCUUUUGCAAACAAGUGACUGUCUCGGAGCCGAAACUCUUAUUAAGUUGCUUAAAAAUUAUUCAAGAAGUCAUGAGCUUAAAAGAUCGAUUACUGUGGGCGUAGUAGGCCUGCCGAAUGUAGGCAAGAGCAGUCUUAUUAAUAGUUUGAAAAGAUCUCAUGUUGCCAAUGUUGGUGCUACUCCGGGGCUGACAAGAACCAUGCAAGAAGUUCAGUUAGAUAAAAAUGUUAAACUGUUGGAUUGCCCUGGUGUUGUGAUGCUAAAAUCUGGAGAUAAUGAUGCUGCUGUUGCACUUAGAAAUUGUAAAAGAAUUGAGAAGCUGGAGGAUCCAGUUGGCCCAGUGAAGGAGAUUCUCAAGUUAUGCCCUGCACAAAUGUUGAUAACACUAUACAAAAUUCCUAGCUUCGAUUCGGUUGAUGACUUUCUUUUUAAGGUAGCUACCCUUAGAGGUAAGCUCAAAAAGGGAGGUAUCGUUGACAUCAAUGCUGCUGCUAGGAUCGUAUUGCAUGAUUGGAAUGAAGGUAAAAUUCCAUAUUACACAAUGCCUCCAAUUAGGAACGAAGGAGAGGUCAUGGAGGCAAGUAUCGUUUCUGAACUUGGGAAGGAGUUCAAUGUGGACGAAGUAUAUGGUACCGAUACUUCAAUUAUUGGCAGCCUAAAAUCUGUUGACGAUUUUAACUCUGUUACAGUCACGCUCGAUAACCGUGUUGCCUUUGAUGAGACAAUGUUCGAGAAUGAUAAACAACCACAAAACCCAAAACCGGUAGAAAGUAUCAACAACAGAGACGAAGAUGAAGCCAUGGCAGAAGAUGAUGUUUCAGGUGAGGCUAAGAUCAAGAAUUCAAGUAUAAGACAGAAUGAAAAGUUAUAUGCUGCCGAAGGUGUAUUAAAUACGAAGUUAAGGAAAGCAGAGAAGAAGAGAAGGAAAAAGGCAAACAAAUUAGCUUCCAUGGACGAAGUUCAGUCCAUGGAUGGUGAUUAUGACUCCAAGGCUGAUAAUGAUAAUAUUAAGAACGAUUCAGCUAUGGACGAUGCGGAGGGAGACGAUGAUAAUUCAUUUAAAGAUGUUAUGAACAACAGAUUUGCGUUGAUCGGUGAGGCCGAGUAAAAUUUUGCAAUCCCCCCCC
Erigeron canadensis is the source of this 1913-nucleotide messenger RNA. Its product is annotated as guanine nucleotide-binding protein-like NSN1. The coding region runs from base 59 to 1894 and encodes 611 amino acids. The transcript has 9 exons. The record is from RefSeq and is a predicted model, not a curated record. Lineage: Eukaryota; Viridiplantae; Streptophyta; Magnoliopsida; Asterales; Asteraceae. Gene Ontology annotation, molecular function: GTP binding. Gene Ontology annotation, cellular component: nucleolus.